AAACAGCAUCUCUACCCAGUCGGGCAGAGAAGCUGGAAUAGCAUGCCCUAGUAUCUCAGGUGGUCUUUUUCUUUCGUGAAGAAGAGCGUUGCGUUCGAACGGAUUCCGUUAAUCUCGUUCUCUUCUCUCGACAUUAAUCGAACUCGGGCAUCGGGGACUUUCCGACUUCAUUCAGUGCUGAAGUUGGAGGAAGCCUCUGAAAGCAGCCGGUGGCGUCCAUUCUUGGCCCAAGAGAUACUUCAUAGAACCCUGGUGCGAUGCAGCCAUGGCGGUUGCUGAUCGUUCUGGAGGUGCUUUUCGUCGGAUAUGGAAUAGCUGAGAUGAUGCCUGACUUCACGGAAAGCACAGCGGACGGAGCCCAGCAUUUAGUGACACAAGAACAUUUCCAGACUGAAGUCAAGAAAACAACAGAUGUGCAUAAAGGAAGUGACAGAAACCUCACUGCAGAUAUCAAAGGAAGCCAUUUAAAUAAAUCGCAAGAGAUUCAUUCCGGUGGAGGUCCUUUCAGAAGUCAUUACCAGGCUUUGCAAAGGCAUCAUCACCUACAUCCCGCUGCCCAUUCCAUUAGGACAGCCUCCAGUUCCUCUCAACUGCAGCAUGAAAUUCAGUCCUCUUUACUCAACAGCCUUCAGAUUUCAUUGGGCUCCUCAGGAACAGCACCUCGCCCUGUCCUGGUACCAAGCACUCAACCCAAUGCGCAGACUCCUGGAUCAGGUGCACUUUUGCAAAAUAAAACUUCUGAAGAUGAUGAACAUGACAAAAGACAUCUGAAAUUGCAGAGGGGAAAAUCUUAUCAUCAGCUUACACCCAGAAAAGUCAUAACGACAGAAAUACCCAGCCAAAGCCAGAAUCCAGAACAGAGUUUAGCGAAAGGCAUCCAGGUAAAACCUAAAGGUCAUUCUUCUCAAAAGCCAUGGGUCCAUUCAGCUAAACCCGGCAAACAUUGCAAUAGUGCCUCCGGUUAUCAUGAGACCAAGGCUAAUAUAGAUUUUAGCGUGGAAAAAAUCAAUCAAAGCACAACGAAUGGCCACUCAGGUAGAAAACUAGAUCCUGCACUGUUGCAAGUUUUAAUUCCUAGAGACAGGGGAACCAGUCAAGCCAAACUCAUUCAACCUGACUUCAUUCCUGCACUAAGUGAUCAAAAUGAUAUCCUGCCAGAUUUGAAGGAAAAGAAGAUAGUAAAGAAAAACGUCCCUAAGGUAGAAGCAAAUAUUGUUGCAAUAUCGGGGAUACACUAUCCCCCUGGGGCACAAGAUGACAAAAGUGCUUCACCCUCUGUUCCUGUAGUUAUAGUUACAACUCAAAUGCCAUUCAUUCAAAGAGUGAUGCAUAAAAAACUGGUUGAAUCUAGGUCCUUCAAAAGUCCUCGGUAUAUGAAUAAAGACCUUCAAGCAUUCCAUGACCCACUCCAUUCAAUGUAUGGUCCGCCAUACGAUCACUACAAAUUUUCAGCUCACAAAUCUCUUGGUGGUUCAUUCCCUCCAACAAAGCUUCCAUUUUAUCAGUCCGACAAGAAAUUUCUCCAAGAACACAUUGUCCUUACGGAGGAACCACGCUUGCUUCCGGAAUACCUAAAAGGGAAUCAUAGUAAUUACUCCAAAACAAAUCAUCACCCCUCCAGAGAGGAACCCAUUUACUUGGCGCCUUCUCCACCUCCAUCGGUAACGCCUCGUACCCCUGCAUCCGUACCAUCAACAGACUAUAGUAAGCCUCCCAAGGAGAAAGCGCCAAAAGUUUUUUCCUAUAAGAAUACAGACGACACCUAUCUUCAGCCACUUAAUCACCCUAAUUUUGCAGCAAGGAAGACUUCCGCCCCAAAUGUGAGAGGGAAAUCCAUCAGCGCCAAAAAAGACCCAACUCGAAGUAAAGACUACGUAGCAAGAUACAGUGCGAUAUCAGAUGGUGUACCUGGUGUUGAUUAUCCAAUUUAUUCACGUAUUCCCUAUACCUCAUUCGCCUGUAAAGAGAAGUUACCACCUGGGAUUUACGGCGAUGCUGAGGCUGGAUGUCAGGUCUGGCACAUCUGUGAAGCCGAUGGGCGACAGCACUCCUUUUUGUGUCCUAAUGGCACAAUUUUUAACCAGGAAUUGCUGACCUGUGACUGGUGGUACAAUGUUCACUGUGGUGUAACUGAGGAUCAAGACCAAACGAAACCUGAUGGCACUUACAGACCCCAAAUAAAUAACAUACCCCUGCCGGAAAGAGAGAAGUUAGGAAACUCCCUUCCCCUUACCUUGCCUAAUUCUCAUCAGAAGCCGAAUUGGAGCACUUACUCCAGUCCCAAACCGAGUGAUCAUCCAGUGAGGCCCAAACUCUUGCACACUCCCUAUCCUGCUCACUUCACACCACCACCACCACUCAAGAGGCCAAUGCUCUCCCCCAGAGGAAGUCAAGGACUGCACUCUGUAACUCCAAUCAUGCCGCCGACUUUCCUGGAAUUUCAGCCUUACUAUAAAGAUACGUACCCCAUGUUCCACCUACGAAAAAGGCACGCAAAGAAGAUCUGAAUCAAUUCGUUCAAUCUUUUGAAUAUUUUGAUACAUUUGGUAUAAAAGGUUGUUAUAAUGUUUUUUUUUAUAUAUAUAAGAAGUGGUUGAUAGUAACAAAGAUAUUAUUAAGUUUUAUGUGUUAUUUUCAAGUUAAUAAAUCAUCUGAAUUACAAUGCUUUCCUCUAAACACUUAUAUAUAAGGUAUUAAGCAAAAGGCAAUCAAAUUGCAACACAAUUUUGGGAUACUCAUUUUCAUCAAACUUAAAGAGAGAUCCCUCUAUUGAACGAAUGUUUCUUGAACCUUCAAUGUAGGGAGGUAUAAACUAUGCGUAAUUUAACCUAAGGCUGCCCGCACACCCUGGACAAUUUAAUUGGGAAGUGGUUAGCCGACUAAGUGGCCAACCACUAAAAAUAUAUUGAACACGUCUUUAAACGGAAGGCCGCAGACGAGUCACAGCCCACAAGCAAUCGACGCGACUAAAAGAGUCGCUAGGAAGUGGAUGCUGGGUCUAUUUUCUUGGCCAUACCACAGUUGCUCACCACUAGAGUCCGAGGAUGAAAAAAUCGUCAUUUCAAAUCAGAGUGCGCACACGAACGGUUUUGUGGUCGAAAUACUUUGGCUGCAGUAGGUCUGUACGUGAUUGGCCGGCAGAGGGAACAGACCAAUAGUGUCACAAUGACAUGUAGAGGGAUAAUUGACUGUGAGUCUUUGAUUGUUCGUUUGUAUGGUGUUCUUACGUUGCAUGGAACCAGAGGUUAUUCAGCAACGGGACCAACGGCUCUACGUGACUUCCGAACCACGUCGAGAGUGACCUUCUAUCACCAGAAAUACACAUCACUGACUCUUCAAUGGAAUGCCCGGGAAUCUAACUCGCGGCCACCGAGCUGGCAGACUAAGACCAUACCAACCACGCCACUGAGGCACUUGUGAGUCUUUGAUUACGGAGGUACAGAGAACACCAGCUCUCUAUUAUUU
This is a messenger RNA of Macrobrachium nipponense, 3465 nucleotides long. RefSeq lists its product as uncharacterized. The record is from RefSeq and is a predicted model, not a curated record. Gene Ontology annotation, cellular component: extracellular region. NCBI's taxonomy places the organism in Eukaryota, Metazoa, Arthropoda, Malacostraca, Decapoda, Palaemonidae. The transcript is spliced from 6 exons. Gene Ontology annotation, molecular function: chitin binding. The coding region runs from base 258 to 2507 and encodes 749 amino acids.